This is a messenger RNA of Dermochelys coriacea (leatherback sea turtle), 1543 nucleotides long. It is a transcript of the gene NKX6-3, whose product is annotated as NK6 homeobox 3. The transcript has 3 exons. Gene Ontology annotation, cellular component: nucleus. The record is from RefSeq and is a predicted model, not a curated record. Gene Ontology annotation, biological process: cell differentiation; regulation of transcription by RNA polymerase II. Lineage: Eukaryota; Metazoa; Chordata; Testudines; Dermochelyidae. Bases 374 to 1135 code for a protein of 253 amino acids. Gene Ontology annotation, molecular function: DNA-binding transcription factor activity, RNA polymerase II-specific; RNA polymerase II cis-regulatory region sequence-specific DNA binding.
CUUCUCCUGAAGUUAAACUUCUGUGGCAGGGACCUGGAUGCAGCGUCUCUGGGGGCACCUGGGGUCAGCCAGGCCAGCCGGCCCCGGCAUCGCAUGGGCUUGGACCUGAGCCCUGGCCAGCACCUGGCAGGGUGCUCCCGGACCAGUCUGCCCGCUGGAGUCACGUGGCUGCCGUGGUGCCUGCUGGCUGGGCAGUGCCAGCAGCUGACGCCCAGGCAGGGCUGUAGGGAAGCAGCAGGACUGGGGCCAGCGGGCACGGCCCCCCACAGAGGCCGGGCUGCCUGGGAUGGCUUUGCUGGCACGCGGCACGCAGCCGGGGCGCUAGGGGCUGGCUUGGUGCAUUCGCUGGCCUCUGCCGGGGCGAAGCAGCGCCAUGGACUCCAACCUGCAGGGGACAUUCCUGCUCAACAGCCCCUCGCUGGCCCCCUUCCCGGAGGCAAAGGCCCCCAUGUGCCAGUACUCGGUGCAGAACUCCUUCUACAAACUCAGCCCACCAGGACUCAGCGCCCAACUGGCAGCCGGCACGCCGCAUGGCAUCACCGAUAUCCUGAGCCGUCCAAACAGCAGCCUGCUCUCAGCCUACCCCCACACGGGUGGCUUUAACAGCCUGAGCUCCCAGCCCGUCUACUACGGACCCCAGGUGAGGCCCUUCUCCAAGGCAGGGAGCGACUAUCCAUCCCGGGGCAGGGACUGCUGGGCAGACACCGGCCAGGACUGGCGAGGAGGCCGACUGUGCGGCAGCACCCCGGCUCACCUGGCCGACAGCAUCCACAAGAAGAAGCACACGCGCCCCACCUUCACUGGCCACCAGAUCUUUGCGCUGGAGAAAACCUUUGAACAGACCAAGUACCUGGCAGGGCCCGAGCGGGCGCGUCUGGCCUAUUCCCUCGGCAUGACCGAGUCGCAGGUGAAGGUGUGGUUCCAGAACCGACGGACCAAGUGGCGGAAGAAGAGCGCGCUGGAGCCCUCGUCCUCCUCGCAGCGGGUGGCGGGCGAGCGGGCCACCUCUGAGACCGAGGACGACGAGUACAACAAGCCCCUGGACCCUGACUCGGACGACGAGAAGAUCCGCCUGCUGCUGAGGAAGCACCGGGCUGCGUUCUCGGUGCUCAGCCUGGGCACCCACAGUGGCUGAGCCCCCGGCCCCCUGCAGUGCCUGGCACUGGCCCCGUGCCCAAGAUGCCUGUGCACCAGCCUGCUCAGAGCCAGAGACACGCAGAGCAGCGCCCGAGCUGGCAGGGGCUGCUCUGAGCGGGAGGGGUCGAGCUGUGAGGUACAGGGUCCUGGAGCAGGGAUGCUGGAGCCUGCCUCCUCCCGGCUGAGUCGUGAGGGGACAGGAGCAGACCUGACCCAACAGGAGCUGCUGGCGCAGCCUUGGGCCAUAGAGCCAGGCUGCAAAUGGGAAAGGGGGACUCUGCCUCUGUUCCUGCCCCAUGCUGGGAGGGGGCUGCCCCCACUCUGGGCAGGAGGGAGCCGGGCUCCAGCAUGUUACAGACCCUGCUGUGCCGUGAGCAGUGAUGAAAUAAAGGUCCCAGCCCGCUCU